This is a messenger RNA of Populus trichocarpa (black cottonwood), 756 nucleotides long. Its product is annotated as beta-amyrin 28-monooxygenase. Gene Ontology annotation, molecular function: monooxygenase activity; iron ion binding; oxidoreductase activity, acting on paired donors, with incorporation or reduction of molecular oxygen. Bases 1 to 756 code for a protein of 251 amino acids. Lineage: Eukaryota; Viridiplantae; Streptophyta; Magnoliopsida; Malpighiales; Salicaceae. Gene Ontology annotation, biological process: sterol metabolic process. The record is from RefSeq and is a predicted model, not a curated record. The transcript has 5 exons.
AUGAACUUCUUUGGGACCCCAACAAUGUUCCUUCAUGGACUGGCUGCAAAUAAGUUCAUCUAUACUUGUGAUGGUAGCACACUUGUCAAUCAACAUCCAUUAUCGCCUGAAGUGUUAAAGCAAUAUGUUGGUAAGAUAGAUGAAGAAGUUAGGAAGCAUUUUGAGAUGCAUUGGCAUGGCAAGCAGAAGAUUUCGGCAAUGCUAUUGAUGAAGACCCUUACAUUCAACAUUUUGAGCUCACUGAUAAUUGGAAUUGAACAAGAACAGGAGAAAAUUGUCAGGAGUAAGACCUUGGGGGAGCUUCUAACAUGGAAUGAUCUUGCAAGUAUGAAAUACACAUGGAGAGUAGCAUUGGAGUCUCUAAGGAUAAUGUCUCCUGUAUUCAUUUCCUUCAGGAGGGUCGUUAAAGAUUUCGAGUAUGAAGGAUACCUUAUUCCCAAAGGAUGGCAGGUAGCUUGGUCAGCCUGCAUGACACACAUGAAUGAGUGUAUCUUCCCAGAUCCAUCAAAGUUUGAACCAAGACAUUUCAAGAAAGCAGCAUUCCUCCCUCCAUACAGUUUUGUAGCAUUAGGCGGUGGACAUAGAAUAUGUCCUGGAUAUGAAUUUGCAAGACUUGAAACUCUGAUUACAAUACAUUACCUGGUGAACAGGUUCACAUGGAAGCUCUGUUGCCAAAACAUUUCUUUUUCUAGAGAUCCAAUGCCAACAUUCAAGUAUGGACUAGAGAUAGAAAUUGAACCAAAGAUUCCUGACUAA